UAUACUUAUUUAUUUGAUGCCCUCCAUGCGAUAUCGGAGGUUAGAAUUAUUGAAAAUAAAAUGACGAAAGUAAAUUUGCUAAGCUUCGGAAUUUUCGAACCCACUGACAUUAUAAUUAACAAUAGGGUGAUUAACUAGGAUUAAAGUGUUAACUGUGAGCAGUCUGUGGCGUAGUUCUGUAUUAAUGGGAAUUACCUGUAAUGACUGUUGAAUGGAAUAUAAAAUAUAGAAAAUAAAACAGUAUGGAGACAUUUGACAAAUUCAGAUAUGAUUUUGGUAUAUCAUCACCAUCACCAUCAGUUCUCCCACCUAGAUCCGCCACCCUGUCUUUCGUUUCCGAACCGUCGAGUCCCGGAAGUGGAACCGGAAGCCACAAUGUUUCACGUUUAAGAAAGAACAGUGCAAAAAUUCGCAAAAAACAAAUGAACAGCCACAUGGCAAGUCCGAUUCCCUCUGCCACAAGCGUCAAAUCCACGACUUAUAAACAUUUGUCUUCGAAACCGUGGGAGUACGUCCCUAUCCUGACGGACAAACAGUACGCCGAGAAAAAGGAACGGCUGCUAAGGGGCAGUAAAUUAAAACGCGAACUGGAAAAGUACUGGAACAUACAGACACCAAGCCGGUUGGAGAAAAAGAGGCUAGAAGAAAUUUCCAGCGACGAUGAAGAGUACGACACGGAUCUUGAUCAAGAAUUAGUUGGACUUGAGCUUAUUGUGGACGAAAAAACCAAACAAAUCAAAGAUGAUGGAUCGUUUCCGGAGUACAAGCGCAUGUGCCGGAAGUUGAACGUAAUACCAAAUCACUACCUCCUACGUCAUUCAACUGAUGACGACAUCAAAUUGCGAUAUAGAUAUCUCAGCAAGAACGACUGCACUGCCAUGGGUUACGAGAUGAAGGACAAUUCAACCUUCUCCAGGAUAGACCUUGAGGAUAAUGGAAUGACAGGAAAACACAUCCACGCUCUGGCGGAAAUGCUUCUUCAGAAUCAUUACGUAUCUGAAAUAAAUUUGUCCAAUAAUCCAGUCGGGGUUCCGGGGGCAAAGGUGGUGCGUUACAUACUUACAAACAAUACUCACGUACGGAAAAUUGAUUUAACAGGUUGUAAAAUUCAAGAUGUCGGAGGUAAACUAAUGGCUGAUAUACUCGAGCAUAAUCAAUAUAUUACACAACUUCUGCUUGGACGAAACGGGAUCGGCAAUGAAGCAGCCAUACAAUUUGGGAAAGCUUUAGAAUCCAACAGCACCCUGGAGAUUUUGGACCUCUCCUGGAACCAGAUCUCACGUCCUGGAGCCCAGGCUUUAGCUGCCGGGCUUAGGCACAACCAGCAAUUGCGAAGUCUUAUUUUGAAUAUGAAUGGGCUUGGAAAAGAAGGAGGAUGUUUUCUGAUUGAGGCCCUUCGUCUCAAUUCCUCGCUGACCGUCCUUGACCUUGGAGCCAAUAGAAUCCCAGAUGAAAUCGCCCCUGUUGUUGCUAGGGUUUUACCCAAUAAUAAGGCUCUCCAGACAUUAAAGCUUUCGUACAAUCUGAUUACCUCUGAGGGAGCCAUGGCGCUCUUAAAACCCUGGUCAUCUAAGAUUAAAAAGAGAAGCCCACUGAAGACAAUAGAACUGGAUGGAACUGACGUACACACAGAGUUAGCGUUACUGAUCCAUAAACUGAGAGAAAAGCGAGGCCUUACUGUAACACUGAGGUUACCACCCUCUAGAAGAGAAAGAUCGUUAGAUCCGCUCAUGGGUAGUCUGAUGUACAUCGUAAAAUUCUGUGAUAAAGAAGACGUGGAACUCACAGAACUUUUCCCAAAGUCAUAUGAGGAAAAAGGCGUACUAAUAUCCACAGAUGACGUUGUAGAACUCGUCAAGCAUUCUGGUACAGACAUCAACAAAUACAGACUCCACGAACUCAAGAGGACGCUACAAGAAACACGAGACCGACGGUUUGAAUUAAAGGAACUAAUGACUAUACAUAAUCAGAUGAAACUUGGCAAAGACCCACACAGAGAAGACUCUCUACGAAGCGCUAUCGCCGGUAAACGCCGAGGUAUUCCGACAGAGACUCAAAAAGCCCCCACUCCAAACACGGCAGGCGUUAGAUUCCGGGGCGGCAGUGAUGAAGAGGAUUAGCAGUUCAUUGAUAAUUGUAAUACACGUACAUAACAGACUCGCAUAAACUUUUGCACACUGAUGUGGAGCAAAAAGAUGGUAUUUUAAUUCUGAGGAUGUUCUUUACUAUGUUUAUUAAAAACGAUUAAAUCAAUUUUCAAAUUC
Messenger RNA from Ostrea edulis (European flat oyster), 2264 nucleotides. RefSeq names its product leucine-rich repeat-containing protein 74A-like. The transcript is spliced from 13 exons. Lineage: Eukaryota; Metazoa; Mollusca; Bivalvia; Ostreida; Ostreidae. Bases 243 to 2120 code for a protein of 625 amino acids. The record is from RefSeq and is a predicted model, not a curated record. Gene Ontology annotation, molecular function: protein binding.